AGUGCCAGACAUCAUUGUUGUCGUCCUUUAUUUCGUCUUUGUCCUUGCUGUUGGAAUAUGGUCUUCUCUUCGAGCCAGUCGGGGAACAGUUGGAGGCUAUUUCUUGGCUGGGAGAUCCAUGACAUGGUGGCCGAGCCACCUACUUUGAAUACACACUGCUGGGCUGGGUGCCCCACUGCUUGUCAAGGCAACAUUUCCCUUCAUGGCAGGCCAAGCUGAAGCUUCCAGCAUGCAGUUGGGACGCUUGACUUGAAUCAAGUUAUCUUCACAUUGCAGACAACAUCAAUUCAUAUUGGAGCAUCUCUGAUGUCAAGCAAUGUGGGGAGUGGCUUAUUUAUCGGCCUGGCGGGCACAGGAGCUGCAGGAGGCUUGGCCGUUGGGGGCUUUGAGUGGAAUGCCACCUGGGCAUUGCUGGUCCUCGGCUGGAUCUUUGUGCCAGUUUACAUCUCUUCAGGAGUGGUCACCAUGCCUGAAUACCUGAGGAAAAGAUUUGGAGGGCAGAGGAUUCAAAUGUACCUGUCUGCACUGUCCCUCAUCCUGUAUAUAUUCACCAAGAUAUCAACAGAUAUUUUCUCUGGUGCACUUUUCAUCCAAAUCUCCCUUGGUUGGAACCUUUACCUUUCUACAGUGAUCUUGUUGGUUGUGACAGCUGUCUACACUAUAGCUGGUGGUUUAACUGCAGUGAUAUACACAGACGCUUUGCAGACUGUGAUCAUGGUGCUUGGAGCGUUGGUUCUUAUGUUUAUCGGAUUUGAUAAAGUUGGGUGGUACGAAGGACUUCAAGAGAAGUAUAGUAGAGCCAUCCCCAGUGUCAUUGUGCCAAACACUACUUGCCACUUGCCACGGGAAGAUGCCUUCCAUAUGAUUAGGGACCCUAUCAAUGGAGAUAUUCCAUGGCCCGGACUUAUGUUUGGCCUCUCAGUGCUUGCUCUUUGGUGCUGGUGCACAGAUCAGGUAAUUGUGCAAAGGUCACUCUCUGCGAAGAGUCUCUCUCAUGCUAAAGGCGGGUCUGUGCUAGGCGGAUAUUUGAAAAUCUUCCCAAUGUUUUUCAUUGUCAUGCCAGGCAUGAUUAGCAGAGCUCUCUAUCCAGAUGAAGUGGGAUGUGUCGACCCAGAAAUCUGUGAAAAGGUCUGUGGAGCAAAAGUGGGUUGUUCAAACAUUGCCUACCCUAAGCUAGUAAUGGAGCUCAUGCCUGUAGGACUCCGUGGCUUGAUGAUUGCCGUGAUCAUGGCUGCCUUGAUGAGCUCUCUCACCUCUAUCUUCAAUAGUAGCAGCACCCUUUUUGCCAUAGAUAUCUGGCAGCGACUCCGCAAGACGGCCACCGAACAGGAACUCAUGAUCGUUGGAAGGGUGUUUGUCCUCAUUCUCGUUGCCAUUAGCAUCCUCUGGAUCCCCAUCAUCCAGCUAGCCAACAGCGGUCAGCUCUUUGACUACAUUCAGUCAAUAACCAGUUACCUAGCGCCACCCAUCACUGCCCUCUUCAUCCUAGCAAUCUUCUGCAAGAGGAUCAAUGAGCCAGGAGCUUUCUGGGGACUGAUGUUUGGGUUAGCAGUCGGACUCGUUCGGAUGGUUAUGGAGUUUAUUUACAUGGCGCCCUCCUGUGGCGAGGAGGACCAAAGGCCAGCUCUGUUGAAAGAUGUGCACUAUCUGUACUUUGCUAUCAUCCUGUGUGUGCUAACAGCAGCUGUCAUCGUCACUGUUAGCCUCUGCACACCACCAGUCCCAGAGGAAAAUCUUGCACGACUGACAUGGUGGACUAGACACAGCAAAACAGCUGGAAAAGACCUGGAGAGCCACACCUACCCAAGCAGAGAGAUGAUUUCCUCCAAGAGAGAGAACGAUGUAGAUACUGUUCAAUCAGAGAAUGGAGAUUUAGUAAGUAAAGAACAUGGAGGAGUGAAGCAUCCUUGCUGGAAGAAAGUGUGUUUCUGGUUCUGUGGGAUUUCCACUGACCCCAAGCCCACUUUAACCAGAGAGGAGGAAGCGGCGCUUGAAAAGAAACUCACCAGCAUCAAGGAAGAGCCAUUGUGGAAGGCUGUUUGCAAUGUCAAUGCUGUAACUCUCUUGGCUAUUAACAUCUUCUUAUGGGGAUACUUUGGAUGAGCCCAGGAUUGCCUUGCUCCAGUUAGAACAAGCACAGCAUCAACAUGAAGCUACAAGUAGCUAUUCAUUCAUCCAGGGACUUACACAGUGGCUUUAGCUGGUCCCCUUCUCUGUCUCCACCCCUAUCAGUGAUACCUUGACCUACCUCAUUGGGUUGUUGUGAAGACACACGAUAAAGUGAUUUACACACCACAAGUCUAAAAAAUAGUUAUUAUUAAUAGCUGUUACUUUCCUCCAAAGCUCCAUGCUUCUGAAAAUGGAAAGCCAUCUUCUUUAUUUAUCUAAAAAGUGGGGAGAGGAACUACAGGGUAAUUUUUAAAGGAAGAGAUGCAUUUAACAUGCCAUUCAAGAAGGUAUGUACUCAGGAGAGGGUUAUAGCUCAGUGGCAGAUCAUGUUCAAUCCCUGACACCUCCAGGCAAGGCUGGGUGAAACCCCUGCCUCAAAACCUGGCUGCCAGUCAGUGUAGACAAUACUAAGCUAGAUAGGGCAAUUAUGUGACUUGGUAUAAGGAAGCUUCCCAUGUUCCUAUCCACAGGUAAGCCCUCAGAACAGAAGGCAGCUAAUACCAAGACUGCAUUCACUGUGCUCCAUUGGCAGCUGCCUGUGCAGUGUUUAAUUCAAAGGGUGUGUUGCAUGAACUGUGCUGAGAAGCCCAUGAGUGAGGAAAAACAUAAUGGGUUUCUGAAUACAUUCAGGUGGGGUCGUUGGAAACAAUGGAAUAUAAAAUCCAGAUUUCCAUUCUGUUCCCAACCACUGAUGGGCACCAUGGGAACUAGCAGCACCAGAACUAGGCAUCAGUUCAACCGAGUAGAACUGUUUAGAAGACCUUUAUGCAGUCUCAUACUGUACAGACAUGCAUGGCUCAGAGGCUCUGACUCACUAAAGAAACAAAAUAAAAAAAAUCCUUCCAGUAGCACCUUAGAGACCAACUUACAAUAAGUUUGUUAUUGGUAUGAGCUUUCGUGUGUAUGCACACAUCUUCAGAUAAAUCACUAAAGAAUGCUUUGUUUUUUUCAUGCUGGGACAUUUCAAGAAACGAGUUGUUAGCACUAUAGAAUUCAUACGUGUGUUUGUGUGUGCGCGUGCUGUAAACAGAUUGUGAUAUAACAGCACUAUCCUAGGUGCAGUGCAGUGCCUCAAUUGUAAUUGACAUGCAAGUCCCUUAGCAGCAGACAUUUUUAAUGAUGUCAAUGCAUACUUUCUUAUUAAUCUUCCUUGCUAGGGCUGUGUCGAUCAGCAAAUGAUUAUCAUUCAUUUUCCUGACAAAUCUAUCUAUUGUUCCACACACACAAAAAGAAUCUUCUUUUAAACUAAGAUUAAUGACUUGCUGUUUUGUUGUCAGGCUGGCUGAGCAAGAGGAAAUGAAAUUAACAAUGAACCCCUACAAACAUGUCACUACACUAAUUUAUUGGGGAAAUAUUUUAAAAUGUUAUCUGAAAUAUAGUGGGUUUAAAAAGAAAACUUGCUUCUAUGGCACAUUUUUAGUACUGUAAGCAAAAAAAAAAACCCCUCUACAAAUUUGAGGAAGAUGGGCAUCA
Molecule: messenger RNA, 3642 nt
Organism: Zootoca vivipara (common lizard)
Lineage: Eukaryota; Metazoa; Chordata; Lepidosauria; Squamata; Lacertidae
Source: RefSeq, a predicted model, not a curated record